AACACAGUGCUGUGCACCCAGGCACAAGAUUUUUUCGGAGUCCAAGAGGCAUAACUGAGGAAAAUAAAAAGUUUAUCGGAAAAUCGCAUGCUGGGCCUAGUGAUCUGUCAACAAGUGAACUUAUUAUAUUUUCAAAGAGAAGAAGGGAAAUGUGGAUAAGUGUUUUGCAUUGUGGGCCUUUAAGUGCAAGUCAAUUAGAAAAUGCCCGGAUCUGCGAGGAACAUUUUAAAAGUGCUUACCUUCGGGAAGUUGAUCAGCACCUGGAUUUGUUGAGGAGCGAUGUGGAUAGUACUGCGCGCAGACGGGCUUCUUUAAGAGUGCAACAAGCGUUAAUUGCUGCUCAAGAAAUUGGGGAUGAAAAAUUGCAAAUCGUUCAACAAGUUCAAGAUCUUAUAGAGAAUAAGACUCGUCAGCUGGAUUUAGAUUAUCGCAACUUAGAUUUUGGAAAGGAACAGGAGAGCAUUGAACUAGCUCGAGAUUUAAAUUCCGUGGUCACUUCAAAUACAACUGGAAAUACGAACAACGCGGAAAGACAAACUAAACGACCAAGAAGGACGAGAACCGAGACUUUGGUCGAAUCAGCUCAUGCCAUGGACAUGAUAACAAUGUCAGAGACGCGCUCCGCAACUCUUUCGAGCACCUCUAAUGGCAAUCAGAAAAAAACUGCAGCAGCAACUACUGGUAAAAAGAAAAAGAGAAAGUCUCGCCAAGGAAAUCAACAAAACCAGCAUCGAGAGGAUACCCCGCCUCCACCGGAAGAAGAUUUGGCGAUUGAUCCUGAUGAGCCAACUUAUUGCCUGUGUGAUCAGAUUUCAUACGGAGAAAUGAUUUUGUGUGACAAUGAUCUAUGUCCAAUAGAAUGGUUCCAUUUCUCCUGCGUUUCUCUGACCACGAAGCCGAAGGGGAAAUGGUUUUGUCCCAAGUGUAGAGGUGAUCGUCCAAACGUUAUGAAGCCGAAAGCUCAGUUUCUAAAAGAACUCGAAAGAUACAACAAGGAGAAGGAAGAAAAGUCGUAGCAAGAGUUUGAUCUAUAAAAGUACGAGGAUUUCACUAAAUGCUAAGAUCAUAGAUUCAAAGGAUUCGUGUCAAUAAAGACAUUACUUUCACUCCGUUGAGUCCCAUAAUAAUCCACUGUCCCGAAAUACCUGUCAGUCAUAAUUGUACGUCCACUAACGACAAUUGAAUUAAAAAUAAGCUUUUCGUAGAAAAUAAUUAACUCUGUACAAAUUAAGUUAGAAAAACUUUUCAAACCCCGUAAAAAAGAUUGUUAAAUUUCGCUUUUUUGAGUCCUUUUUUAAAUCUUUUCGAUCAAUAGGGGCCGAGAUAGCAGGCGAGAAACACUGUCCUGUUUUCCUUUUUGGACACAUUUUUUAUUCUCAGUUGAAAUCUCUUCUUUAAAAUGAGACCAAGGGCAUAAUAAAAACUGCGGUCUCCACUCGACAGAAUAUUUUUCAGCUUGGGUACAUUUGCUCAUUAUUUAUGAUAAUUGAAGAACCAGUAGUAGUAAAUUAUUUGAUAAGUGUGAACUUUCACCUUUUUUAAACGAGCACAAUGUCUCACCGGAGACAAGUUACAAAAACAUGGCGCACAUAAACUCAUAAAUGGCGUGAUUUCAUUGUCUCAAUGGAAAAAUGGAAAAUCGCGUUUUGAAAAUUGCAUUUUCAUUGUAAAAUAAUGAAUGACGCGAAAGUGGGUAAAACUAUAUUAGUGACUAUAUUUACUAUGUUAACUGUAUUGGUGCCCAAACACCCCCGCUAGGUUGUUUGGAUGGCCAGUGGUCAGGAAGGAUGAAAACAUCUCAAAAAUACUCAAAUGUAUGUUUUGUAGAUUAGGGAGCGUUCAAGUAUUUCGUAACGCGUUUAACUGACAUUUGUGACCCCCCCCCCCCCUUACGUAACGUUUUUCUAUAAUAAAUGUAUGUAACUUUAAUAUAGGCGCUGCACUACUGUGGACCCCCUUCAUGAUGAUUUUCCGUAAUGCACUUCUACUCUUGUAUCGUCAACGUAAAAAUAGUUUUGGCCUUGUAAAAACAAACUGACAUUAUGAGGUAUAAUUCAGCCAUUAAUUCUUUUGCACGAGUUUCCGGCAGUGCACAUUUCAAUUCAUCAUUACUUGACGGUUCGCACAAAUAAAUUUGGCCUGUACAAUAAAUAGCGAACGUCAAUCAAUCUAGACCAUGCAAUAAUAACGCUGAACAAUGACAUGUGAGAGGUUAUUAUCAUUACUGGAACUGCGAUUGCUCUACUACAUUUUUUUUCUAACGAGCGUCAAUGAGGCAACAAAGUAUAAUGUGUGAGUAAAAGAACGGGAAAUAAUUUGGUAAGAUCCAUUGAAUACAGGGGUCGAUAGGAACACGCCACACUUUUCGUUAAAAACAUCGACUCACUGAUCCGAUAUGAAUUUCUUCUUCUAUCUUGAUGAAAAUGUGUUAUAAAAAUAUUUAGACACGCAUAAAUCGAGCUCUUUUUUUAAUUUUAAUGUCACACCGUGCUUACUAAGCCAUUAUUUGUAUUUUAUACAACCCAGCAGCAGACACUCCUCAAAACGCAUACUUUUGUGUUUAUCUAUGAAGGCAUAAAAAUACGCCAUUUUUAUGAUUGCGUUCUGAAAAUAUUUUAUUAUAGCUCCGAUAUCAUUUUAAAGAGGCGAUUUUAAACAUGAAUUUAGUGAAGUUUAAAUUGUAAUCCAUUAACUUCCCUGCAUCAUUCAGAGAGUGGACGUUAAUAAUAGAUUUCCAAAAACGGAAAAUAGGUCGGUCAAACGAGUUUUGAAAACUCUUUUCUAACUGAAUUUUUGCCAAAGUUAGUCACUUUUUAAGUCAAUUCUGUUUUUAAUCAGAUGACCGUAAGCGGACGCAUGCCUUUCAACGUUAGUGUACUUUCUGCAAAGCUUCUAUUUUACAAAUGGAUAAAAUAAAUCAGUUUUUUAGCUGCAUAAACGUUCCAUUAUGUAGAAAAUAAGGGCUGAUACAAAACAUAAAAAACUUAGUUCAUUUUUCACAUUACUCAAAAUAUUCCAUUUAUUAGAAUAUAUAUAUUUUGUCUAAAGAUUUCCUCUUAAACCUCAAUAUUUUCGGAUAUAUUUGGAACAUUCGAAUUGGGAAAGAAAAAAAGUAUUAAUCUUUUAAUUUGGUAAAAAUAUUGCAUAAAAACGAGAGAAAUGAAUAGGUCGUCACCCGAGAACUGACUUUAUUGAUACGCUAACAAAUUUCUCGAAUUCAGUUUCAUGAAAUUCGAACCAAACUUAGGAAGUUUUUGUAGUUUUUAUUUUAACCUUGAAAGUUAAAUUCAUGUAAUGGAAUUGCAUCAGUUCCAUCUUGUAAACAUAAAUUUGAGACAAUCAAGAAACUUGAAAAUCCCAUAUAUAUUUAAUUGUCAUUUUAAUAUUUUUAAUUUUCAAAAUAUUAAGCAACAUUUUGAACUAUUUUAUACGUAUGAUAAAAACUUACUACAUUACGUCUUCUACUUUUUGCUUAAUAAAUGAAUUUACAUACAAACAUACGCUUUAAAAGAAGUUAUAAGAACUAUUUGUAAAUUUAUUAAACAUUUUUUUAUUUUAAUUUGUAUUUUAUUUAUUUUAUUUUGUUACAAAAUUAGCAGUAAUUUAUAAUUUACGAUACCUGCUGAUUGGAAAAUAUUAACUCGUCUGUUUUCAGCUAUCGAUAUCAUUCAAUUAUGAGCCAAUCUGAUAAAUAUAAAUAGUUCGGCUAACUGGAAAAGCUAUUCAAAGCUAUUGUUUAUCAAUUAUAAGAAUAAAUAUAGAUUUUUCGUU
Molecule: messenger RNA, 3771 nt
Organism: Belonocnema kinseyi
Lineage: Eukaryota; Metazoa; Arthropoda; Insecta; Hymenoptera; Cynipidae
Product: inhibitor of growth protein 1
Exons: 4
Coding region: 150-1016 (288 amino acids)
Biological process (GO): positive regulation of DNA-templated transcription
Cellular component (GO): nucleus
Source: RefSeq, a predicted model, not a curated record